AUGGAGGAGCAGAAGCUUGAGGAGGAGUUGCAUUCUAUGAACGAGGAAAUGGAUGAUGCUGAGCCACGACAAAGGCGAAAGAAGAAGGAGAAGGUGGUGGACCCUGAGCCACAAGAUGACUAUCCCGGUAGCCCACACGAGACUUGCCUGCUUUGGAAGUACCAUCUGCACGUGGCCAAGAAGGCGGGUGAUGGCGAGUGGUGUGGAAAAUUAAAAUGCAUCAACAACGGAAAGAAGAUAGAAGCAAUGCAUGAUAAUGACACCAGACCUAUCAUGGCUGCACGGUGGUGGGAGAACAAAUUGCAGGGCACCGACCUUGGUUGGCUCAAGGACACCAGCUACAACAUGAUUGACCAUGGUCUGAUUUGUGUCUUUGUGGAGAGGUGGUACGAGGAGACUUCCAGCUUCCACCUUCCGUUUGGGGAGAUGACAAUCACACUUGACGAUGUGGCCUCUUUGCUGCAUAUCCCCAUUAACGGCAUGCUCCUGUCCCACGGGUCCAUAUCACGGGGCGAGACAGUGGAAUUGAUGGAGACGUACUUGGGGUCUAGUACGUUUGAUGCUCGUAGAGAGCUCAAAAAGAACAAACGUGUACAUUGCCGAUUUGGCUACUUGGAGGAGAUCUUCAAGGAGCGCUUGAAGGAGCAGAGGGAUUUGGCGGCGGAGUAUGGUGUGACUGAGGAGGUGGAGAGGUUGCGGGACCAGAUUGUCCGCAUAUAUUUGUUGUACUUGGUGAGUAUCACGAUCUUCACUGACAAGAGUCAGUGGGUUGUGGAUGUUGUGUACCUGAAGUACUUUAGAGACCUCGAUUUUGUUUCUGGUUUUUCAUGGAGAGUUGCGGCACUAGCUCACUUGUAUAAGGAGCUCAACAAUGCUGCACGUUGGAACUGCAGUCAGGUGAAAGGAUACCUGACUUUGUUGCAGACCUGA
This is a messenger RNA of Medicago truncatula (barrel medic), 930 nucleotides long. Its product is annotated as protein MAIN-LIKE 1-like. The transcript has 3 exons. Lineage: Eukaryota; Viridiplantae; Streptophyta; Magnoliopsida; Fabales; Fabaceae. Bases 1 to 930 code for a protein of 309 amino acids. The record is from RefSeq and is a predicted model, not a curated record. Gene Ontology annotation, biological process: meristem maintenance; meristem development.